Molecule: messenger RNA, 2778 nt
Organism: Caenorhabditis briggsae
Lineage: Eukaryota; Metazoa; Nematoda; Chromadorea; Rhabditida; Rhabditidae
Exons: 9
Coding region: 1-2778 (925 amino acids)
Source: RefSeq, a predicted model, not a curated record
AUGUCCACUCAGCAUCCGAAUGGCUAUUCUGUUCGAGACAUUAUUCUCAGAUAUGAAUCAGAAGAGGAAGAGUUCGUCAGAGAGCUGGAACAAAUGAUGGAACAGUCUCAAGAAAACGAGAAUGACAUGGUUCAAGAACCAGAUGAAGGACCUCCUAUUCUUUCUGUUUUAUGUUCCUUGGUAGAUGAAAUCGGCUCCCUGCGAACUGAAAAUCGUCGAUUGAAGACUCGUUUGGUGCCAGCACCUAGAAAUUCGAAAAAUGUUGUUCAACGGAUGUCUGCAAUGUUUGAACAACGUGGUUCGUCGAUUUUUCCAAAACUUCGUCGUUCGAAUCGUUCAUCUGAUUCAAUGGAAAUACGAAAUGGAGCAAGAGAGAGGUUAUCAACCCCACCACGGAAAGAAAAUAGCAAUUCGAUGACAACUUCUACUGACGUAUCCUAUGGUAGAAGUGGAGCACCACCAAUCGUUCGACCUGAAUUGAGUGACAGUGAAAUCGACGAUCAGGUAUUCGAUGAAGAUGAUCAUAGAAGCAGAGACACAACUAGAAGAUGUGAUUCUGUGAAUGUUCCACGUCAUCAAAAUGAUCAUUCAACGUCGGCAUGCACGUCUCCAUCAUCUGCAUCCUCAUCCAGAGAUCCGUCAGAGACUAUGAUCACAAGUCGAUCAUCGUUCCUUGAUCUUCUCGGUCUCCGUCGUCGUUCCACACACAUUCCACAACCAACUUCCUAUUCGAAAACGACGUCGUUGAAGCAAGUAAUCAAGAAACGUCGUAGGAAGAUUUCUGGGAACGGCAAUGAUUCUGAAUCUUCUGGAAUGUAUGUGAAUAUGGAAGAUCAUUGUUCUCGUGUUGCCAAUAAACCACCUCGACCAGCAAGUUACUAUCGGAGAGAUGACAGUGAGGAUUCAGAUUGUCUUCGACAGAUCAGGCAAAGAAAGACAGCGUCAACUCUGAAUGUGAAUAAUUAUAAACAUGGUAAGAAGGAUAUGUAUCGUGUUAGCAAGGAAACUCAUUGGCAGCAUGAGAAAGAUAAUUUAAUGGCUGAAAUCGAAGAAAUGAAAAUGAGAAACCUUCGUCUAGUGGAGCAGUUGAGAGAAAAGAGUCAACAGCAAAGUAAACUACAGUGUCAACUCCAUAAAGUGGAGAUGCAAGUGAACACAUUGAGCAGAAAAUGUGCUUUAUCAGAAGCUCUCGACAGGCUAACACUGGAUGAAAGAAUGGAAAAAAGUGCAACUGUUUGGAUAAAAAAGAUCGAGGAACGACUUCGAAUAUUCGAAAAUCAGAUGCAAAAUGCAAAACUUGAAGCUGCUACUGCUCAUCAAAUGGCUCUAAACUCCAGUUGCCACGAGAAAGAUGCUCAUCAGAAUUGUCUAGAAAAACUCGAAAAUCUUCAGAGGGAGCAUAUGAGAGUGAUUCAUUCAAGUCUUAUGGAAAUCGGAGUCGAUGAGAUGAAUAUGAAGAGACGGCUUGAGAAUUUGCCCACCUAUGAAGCUUUAUACGCAUUUACGCAUUCAGUUGUUCGGAGACUAAAUGAAGCUAGAUGGGCAAUGAUUGAAAAAGCGAAUGAAGCGAGUAGAGCACAGAUUGACCUUAUUGUUUCUCAAUCUUCUCAUCUCGCUCAAAAUAAUGCAAACUCUUCGAGGAAAACGUCAGAAACGACCAUCUUCGUUCCAUGGACACAGCAGUACCGAUCGAAAUGUAAGUCAGAAAUCAUUGCGACAAUAAAAAAAAUACCUUCAGGUUCGGCAAAACUUGAGUUUCUACUUGCCACUGAAACUGCAUGGGUCUCGAGUGGAAAACUCAAGACGAACUGUGAAAAAGAAUUCGAUAGUUGGCAGCGACAGAAACAUCGAAGAAGAAUUCUUAAAGUUAUUCUCCUACUCGAAAGGUUUGAUCGUUCAAUUGUCGACGUUUCAAUAGAACUCGCUGCAAACUCUGGAGUGCCAGAAAGAAGAGCAACUAAUCGGAUAGAGACGAUGAUAAGAGAAAUGAAUGGCAACAAUCGGCCGACGAUCAGAAGAGGUCCAUCUGGAAUUUCGAAUUCGAAUUUGAUGAGAGAUCGGGUUACAAGAGAAGUACCGAGUAAUAGAAGACCGAUUAGUCUGGUGGAAACAGAAGAAAGAAGGAUUCGAAGAAAUGAAGAAACAAGGAGAAGUAUCAAAUUCAUGAAGACAAAUAGCAUUGAUCAUGGAUACAAUGCUUACGAACCACCGCAGAGAUUCAUGAAUACGACUACAGUGACGGCAUCUCAAGAUGUUUCGAAUAAUGUUCACAGUCCUCAUAAUACUCCCGUCUUCACCAGAAAAAUUAUCAUUCCAGUCAGGGGAAAUGCUUAUGAUAUUGUGCCAGAAGGAACAACUGCCAACAUCGUUCCAGCAAGUAUUCCUCAAAUGGGAAGAGUACGAAAAUUGGAAAGAGCAUUCUCUGCAGAGAGUAGGAAUACUGUAGAUUCUCUGCACGACAGAGAAGAACGAAGAGAACGAAGAGAACAUGGGGAAGGUGUGGAAAGGAGACAAAGCAAGAUUCAGAGGUCACAACCUGUUAGCAGACUCAAACAGCCAUCUGCUCAGCUUUCGAGAUUUAGGACAGUAGAGAAUGGAGGAGUCAACCGUGAACCACCAGCAUCUUCGAUCCUUCGUAAUCGGGCUUUGGAUCCACCCACUUCAAUACCACGAAUGACGACGUCACCACCAGACUCCAGAAUUCCGACACCAUCUGGACGUCACGGAGGAGAAAAGCGUGGAUGGUUAGAGCGACUGAUAGGAAUCGGAAAAUUGUAG